AGAUAACGUCCUCGCAACAUGGUGUCGGACACAUUACGGUUACACGUUAGCACUUUCGCAUCACUGCUGACACUUUGUACUACACUACACUACAGUAGGACGUCGCCGAGGUUCGUAACCUUUUCAAGUAAAGUUGAGUGGUACCAUGGUGGGGUUUUCCGGCAGUCAAGCCAAUCGCAUUUUGUACUCCGCUGCUGAUCGUCCCAAAAUUCGCUACACGACGUCUACAGAAUGGAGUCAGCAGAGGUAGUAUGGGCCCCCUAGGCUCUGAAGAUCAUGUCUAUAUCAGCGGCUUCCCCUUGACGGGUUGAGGUGUCUGUCCUCUCCUCGACAUCUACGGUAACUGUGUAACGACAACACACACGGGCAAAUAUGGCCCUCACCGAGCUACUGGGAGCCCUCCCGCUGGUCUCCAGCGGGAUGUCCAAACUCCAAGUGGCCGCCAUCUACCUUGCCAUCAGCUUCGUCUCCUGGUACAUCAUCUCAUCUUUCACUGAUUGGUACCGACUCAAGGCCUUUCCCGGCCCUCCCACCACUGGCUUUUCCAACCUGUGGGCUGCUAGAGCCAUCUGGACCGGCAAAGCCCACAAGAUCUUUCCCGCGACUCAAGAGAAAUAUGGCCCCAUUACUCGCAUUGGGCCCAACGCGCUCAUGGUCUGCGACGCCGCUACCGUUGUCCACAUCAACGGCGUGCGCGGCGGCUACGCUCGUUCACAAGACUUUUACGACUGCAUACGAAUGGACCCCUGGGACCACACGGUCCUCUCCGAAAGCGACUCCGCCAUGCACAACGAGCGCAAGACCAAGGUCUACGCGGGCUACCACGGCAAGGGCGAGAUGGAUAUGGAAAAGGAUGUCGACAUGGUUAUUGCUGAGGCUGUCGAGCUCGUUCGCAAGAAGUACAUGAACUCUGCCGCCACUUCGGGAUCCAAGCCCCCCCUGGAUUAUACCCGGAUUGCUCGAUACAUUGCCGUCGACUCGGUCACGCAGACCGGGUUUGGCAAGGCUUGGGGUGAUGUUCGCGAGGAAAAGGAUCACUUUGGCUGGUUGGGCUUUGCGGAUAUGAUAGUGGGGUAUUUGCAUAGCUUGGCCUACGUUCCUGCCAUCAGCAAGAUCGUGAUCUCGACGCCCUUGAUGGUCCUUCUCGGUCCCAAGCCGACAGAUAAGAGCGGUAUAGGUGCUUUUCUCGGUCUCAUCGAGCGUGAAGUAGCCAGACGCUACAAGGACGGUAGCGCAAAAGGCACGCCCCUCAAAGCCGACACCGGCCGCUCAAGCAUGCUUGACGAAUGGGUCAAAAACGGCAUCUCCCAACGGACAGCCGUCCUCGAAGUCUCGGCCCAACUCCCCGCCGGCUCCGACACCACCGCCUCCGCCCUCCAAGGCACCAUGCUCUACCUCCUCUCCACUCCAUCCGCGUAUAUCCGCCUCAAGUCCGAGAUUUCCACCGCCAUCCGCACCGGCCUCAUCUCUUCGUCGUCGAUCAUCACCGACCAAGAAGCCCGCAAACUGCCCUACCUCCAAGCCGUCCUGUACGAAGCCAUCCGCAUGAUGCCUCCCCUCAUGAACGGGUUCCCGCGCCAGGUGCCUGCAGGGGGGGAUACCAUUUGCGGUAGGUUCGUCCCGGGUGGUACGGAUAUCUUUGUCAAUUACGUGGGGAUGUUGAGAGACAAGAGUGUGUUUGGCGAGGAUGCAAAUGUGUUUAGACCAGAGAGGUACCUGGAGGGAGACGAGGAGCGUAGAAAUCGCAUGUGGAAGACGACGGAUUUGGCGUUUUCGCAUGGGCGGUGGAGGUGUUUGGGACAGAGGCUGGCGUGGGUGCAGUUGCAGAAGGUUGUUGUUGAGUUCAUGAGAAACUUUGAGAUGCAGAUUGUGGAUCCGAUGCAUCCUUGUCGGUUGAGGUGUUACUGCACGCCCGAGAUGGAUGAUUUGAUGGUGAAGGUUACCGAGGCAAAGUGGGAUUAGGUGUGGCUGAGACAUGAAGUGACGGAUGUAAAGGGUUUGACCCCCAAAGUGUACAAAAUUGAUAAUCUCUGCUCAUCAAAAAGUGAUUUGGGUUCAGCAUGGCUUGUUUUCCACGAAGCAAUAACGGGCCACUCC
Messenger RNA from Neurospora crassa OR74A, 2097 nucleotides. RefSeq lists its product as hypothetical. The record is from RefSeq and is a predicted model, not a curated record. The coding region runs from base 373 to 1962 and encodes 529 amino acids. Gene Ontology annotation, molecular function: oxidoreductase activity, acting on paired donors, with incorporation or reduction of molecular oxygen; heme binding; monooxygenase activity. The transcript has 4 exons. Lineage: Eukaryota; Fungi; Ascomycota; Sordariomycetes; Sordariales; Sordariaceae.